UACUCUUAGCUUCUAGUACAAACUUUCAGCCUUCAAGUUCAUCCUCAACUUGUUAGUUUGAGCAGCUAGGUUUCAUGGCGGAGGUGCGAACAUGGCAGCGACAGUCACCCUCUCUGACGCUGCGAAGCUCAGUCUCAUAGUGGCGUCGAGCGCUGGCAAUGGCAACGGCGAGUGAACAGUGACGGAGUUUGAAGGUUUUUUCCCUUAUACGCGAUUGGGCUUCGUUUAUGGGCCGAACGGUUUUAGGCAUUGCUGGCAUGCUUUGCCACGUUCCAACUUCGUGCGAUUGGAUGAGGCAUCGACGGGCGCUAGGCAUCGACGUCCCUCUGCAGUAGUCGCUGCUACGUUAGAGGAUCUCGUUCCUUCACUUUCCCCGUUUCGACCCACUGUUCCCGCGCGUUCUGCUCGCAUCGCCUUCUUCCGCCCCGAUCUGCUUGCUUUCACGAUGACCUUCGCCGUCGAUCAUGCGUAUGGCUGAGAUCUAGGUUGCCCUCUGUUUUCUUGACGUGGUAUUGAUUCUUGAGUCUACCAGGUCCAGAAUAUCAUCUUGGCUCGAUCCUGCCCUGUACUGUGCUUAGUGCUCCUAUCAAGGAUUUGUAGUCCAGUGAUUUUGCUAUGACCUCCCUCACGCCUAUGUUCUACCGUAUACGCUAUGGAUAGCCCUCCUGUUGUUUCUCGCCGCCGCAGGGCCGCUGCUGGGGUGGCUCUUGUGCCUCUUCCUGGUGCCUCUCGUCGUAAGAAUCCUACGGAUAGCCCUCCUGUUGUCCGUCGCCCCCGCAGGGUGGCUGCUGGGGUGCCUCUUGUGUCUCUUCCUCGUCCCUCUCGCCGUAAAAAUCUUAUCUCGUCGGCGUUUGUUGGAUAUAUUGCUUCAGGCCUUCCCAAGAGAAAAUACGAUGGUUUCUUCCCUGUUCUUACCUCUGAGGUUACUGCUGCGAAUCGAAAGAAACGCAAGCUCAUACACGAUAGAUGGUUUGGUGGUCGUGUGCCAGGUGCUUAUUUAGUUCCUUUACUCUUUACUUCCUUAGACUUGUCUUAUGUUUAUGACGCCGUGUGAGCUUUUGGAUUGCUGUAUUUCGUACAGAUGCACCGUUUACUUCUCCCUUAGAUCCUUUGUAGGUUGGUUUCACAGAUGAGGAGGUUGCUAUUUUUAAAGGUAAUACAUGCGAUAUCUUGUUUGCGCUGCCUCUGUCUUACCAGAGUCUAUUGUCGUAUGAUUUGAUCUAAGGACAUACUUGUUCCAUAGCUGGUUAUGUAGGCAGGUCUUUCUAUGGAGGCCCAGCAUAUAAGUGUUCCCGUUGUAAGUCGAGCUUCUGGUAUCAGGAGAGGGCGAAGUCUGAAUCUGCAGUAAGCAAAAGGCGGGUUGUCUACAACCUCUGCUGCAAGGGUGGGAAAGUCUUUGUUGAGCCUUUCAAAAAACCGCCUCCAUUUCUUGUUGACCUUCUAAAAUUUGAUGGACCCCCACAGAGCAAGGAAUUCAUUGAAAAAAUACGACAAUAUAACUGUUUGUUUGCUUUUACUUCCAUGGGGGCGAAAAUAGAUCGUUCAGUAAAUAAUGGUGGUGGUCCAAACAUUUUUAAAAUCUCCGGCGGUAUAUGUCAUCGGAUGGGAUCUCUUUUGCCACAGGAAGGGAAUGCUCCAAAAUUUGCAGAGCUGUAUGUGUUUCAUGGUGGAAAUGAGAUUGAUAAUCGAAUUCAGGCUUUAAACAAGGAAGAUAGAAUUCUGGGUGGGUUAGAUAAGGAUAUUGUUAAUGGUCUGAAGCUCAUGCUUGAUGAGCACAAUUCUCUUGUAAAAAAAUUCCGCAUCGCUAAGGAGAUCUUGGCUGAGAAUGAAUUUGCUGAAAUUUCUAUUCGUAUAGUUGCUCCUGGCAAAGAUGAUGGCCCUCAGUUUAAUCUUCCUUCCACGGAUGAGCUUGCAUGCUUAGUUGUUGGUGAAUUAACAUUGGAAACUCCUAGCCGUGAUAUAAUAAUACAUGGUAGGGGAACACAUUUGCAGCGAAUUUCGUCUUUACAUCCUGCUUAUAUGGCUUUACAAUACCCUCUACUCUUUCCGUUCGGUGAGCGUGGAUUUCAGCUUGGUGUGAAAUACAUAGCGGUAGAUCACGAAGGUUCCAACAAAAGAGAGAAAAUGACCAUGCAGGAUUUUUAUUGUUUUUGUUCACACUAUAAAGAAGGCCAGCAUAACCCUUGUUUGUCUUGUGGUCUGUUGUCUGAUCAGGCAGUUGUAGAUUCUCGUGUAUGCACAGAUGAGUCCAGGCUACAUUUUAUUUUGCUAUGCAACGAUGAUCUGAGAGCUGAGAAUUUACAAGGGCUUGUAGAUGCGGUUGGAGUGGGCCGCAUAGAUGGAAGUUCAGUUGGUAAAAAAAAAAUAUUGCCCUCUUCUUUUACUGGUGGACGCCGUUAUAUGAUCGAAAAUUUUCAGGAUGCGGUGGUUAUCGCCUGUGUGCAUGGUUGUCCUGAUCUUUUUACUACUUUCACAUGUAAUCCUAAGUGGCCUGAGAUAACGGAAGCUCUUUCUGUUGAACCUGGCCAGAGACCACACAAUAGGGCUGAUAUUACUGUUAGGGUGUACCACAUGAAACUUAAUGAGUACCUUCGUGAUAUUAGAUCUGGCAAGGCGUACGGCAAAGUGGUCACAGGUAAUGCAACCUGUUGCUUACUUUCUCUGUGGAGAUUUUUUUUUUGUUUAACUUGACUACCUUCUCCCAGUUUUGCACACUGUGGAAUUUCAGAAAAGGGGCUUACCGCACGCGCAUAUACUUACUUGGCAAGACAAAGAGAAGCGGGGUGAGGUUAGCCCUGCUUUGAUUGAUUCGUUCGUGUGUGCACAAAUUCCUGAUCCCGUGGCAGAUCCUCUUGGAUAUGCCCUCGUUGCUGAGUUCAUGAUGCAUGGGCCAUGUGGGGAGGAUCACCCUAAAUGUCCUUGUAUGAAAGAUGGCCUGUGUUCGAAAAAAUUCCCUAAAACAUUUCAGGAAGAAACAUCGAUUGAUGAAGUAGGCUUUCCUGUCUACAGGCGUCCAAAUAAUGGCCGUUUUAUCAUGAAAAACAAGAUUAGGCUUGAUAAUAGGCACGUUGUGCCUUAUAACAUGGCAAUGCUGAAGAAAUAUCAAGCUCAUUUAAAUGUUGAGUGGUGUAACAAAACACAUGUCUUAAAAUAUCUGUAUAAGUAUGUUACCAAGGGCCCUGACAUGUCAAAAACUCUGUUUAAUAGGAUAAAAAAUUCUGAGGAUCCAAAUGAUAAUGGGGUGGAUGAAAUUGAAGAGUAUAGAGCGUGUUGAUACGUAUGUGCCCAUGAUUCAUUUUGGAGGUGUUAUGGGUAUGACAUACACAGUAAAGAACCUUCUGUAGAAAGACUUGCUGUUCAUUUACCAAAUAAACAUAUUGUGCGAUUUCGUGCAAGGGCCAACCUUAAGGCUAUUGUUAACAAUUCUUUGCUGCACAAGACCAUGUUAACAGAAUGGUUUGUUGCUAAUGCUAGAUACGAAAGUGCCAGGUCUUUAACAUACUGUGAUUUUCCCACAAAAUGGUCUUGGAAUGCACAGAGUAAGGUAUGGAUGAAAAGAAAACUUGGCAAAAGAAUUGGUAGGAUUUACUAUGUGCAUCCUUCUGUUGGUGAACUUUAUUAUCUUAGAAUGCUGCUAAUGAUUGUAAAAGGCGCAAAGUCUUAUGCUGAUGUUAGGAGUUACAGUGGCGUUGUCUAUGGGACAUUCAAAGAUGCAUGUGCUGCUAGGGGGUUACUUGGUGAUGAUAACGAGUGGUUCUGUGCAUUUGAUGAUGCUUUGAAAUGGGGUAUGGGAAACCAGUUGCGUCAGCUAUUUGUGACCAUAAUUCUUUUCUGUGGAGUCAUCGAUGAAAAGGGUUUUUUCGAAAAAUAUUGGAGUGAUCUAGCUGAAGACAUCCAGUAUAGGAUGCGUCGUGAUCGUCAUGAUCCUUCAUAUUGUGUUCCUGAUGAUGAGCUAAAAAACUUGCUUUUAGAUGAGUUGUCUAUUGUUUUUUCUAGGAAUGUUUGUAAUAUUUUGGAUCACAAUUUGCCUCUAAAAUCUGUGUAAGAUGGUAGCUCGCGGGACGCCAAUAUGAUUAGCGAUGAACUUUGUCAAGAUUUUGAAGCGCUCAUUGAAAGUGCUGAAGCUAUGCAGAAAAAACUUAACGUAGACCAAAAAAAGGCUUUUACAUCUAUAAUUGAUCGAGUGAGGGAGGAUAAACCUGGUUUAUUUUUUGUUUCGGGCCAUGGUGGUACUGGAAAAACUUUUCUUUGGAAUGCUCUUGUUGCUUAUCUUCGAGGAUACAAAAGGGUUGUUUUGACUGUUGCAUCUUCAGGUGUUGCAUCGCUGCUGCUCCCUGGAGGGUAGAACGGCGCACUCUAGAUUUAAAAUUCCUAUUGACCUUGAUGAGAACAGGCUAUGUGACAUUCGGAGGUCUACUAUGUUAUCGUCUUUGAUCGAGUCAGCGUCUCUUAUUAUUUGGGAUGAAGCUUUGAUGACACAUAGGAAAUGUUUUGAGGCGCUAGAUCGGAGCUUGCGUGAUGUUUUAUCUGACCGUGAUCCGUCGCUGGCCAAUGUUCCGUUUGGUGGUAAGAUAGUUGUCUUGGGUGGGUGACCUUAGGCAGAUUUUGCCUGUUAUUGAGGGUGGAACCCGAUCUCAGGUUGUCAAUGCUGCUGUUACAAAUUCUCCUCUGUGGCAUCAUGUCACGGUUCUUCACCUUACUAUUAACAUGCGGCUAGCUGUCCAGACUGAGGAUCCUGAUGUGCAGGCUGAGGCGGGAGCCUUUGGUCGGUGGGUUCUGAGCAUUGGUAAUGGCACCAUCCCUGCCAUGGCGCGGCAGGGGGAAUCUGACCCUACCUGGAUAAGCAUUCCCAGCGAACAUUUGGUGCAUACCGAUGGCCCAAAAAUUCCAGCUAUUGUUGAUGUUGUUUAUGUAGAUUUCUUGCAGCGCUACUCUGAUCCUAACUACUUGAAAGAAAGAGCUAUUUUAACACCGACAAAUGAUCUAGCUAUGGACAUCAAUGAUCAUGUUCUUUCUUUGGUGCCUGGCGAGGAGAGGGAAUAUUUAAGCUGUGACUCGACGGGAAAUUCAGCAGAUGAAGCUCGUAACAUAGAUGUUUUUUAUCCUACUGAAGUUCUAAAUACCAUCAAAGUAAAUAACUUUCCUUACCAUAAAUUGGUUCUUAAAAAAGGUGUUCCAAUCAUGCUCCUUAGGAACAUAAGCCAGGCGGCUGGUUUAUGCAAUGGUACACGACUUAUUGUUACUAGACUUGCUGAGAAACUCAUUGAGGCAGUUGUAAUGACUGGUUCCAAUAUCGGAGAUAUAGUUUAUAUACCGAGGAUAUGCUUGACUGUUAGAGAUCCUAAAUGGCCUUUUACUUUGCACCGCCGGCAGUUUCCUAUUAGAAUUUCAUAUGCCAUGACUGUUAACAAAAGCCAGGGACAAACUCUUGCAGCUGUUGGUCUGUAUCUGAAGACUCCUGUCUUCACCCAUGGCCAGUUCUAUGUUGCGGUGUCGCGUGUGACCUCUAAAAAAGCACUCCGGAUAUUGAUUGAGAACGAAGAUGGUACCUGCGGUUCCGAGACUAGAAAUAUCGUGUUCUCUGAGAUUUUCGAAUCUCUUGCAAAUAAGUAAUAAUAGCACCUAUUGUAAUUACCUACCUAUGUUUACUACAUACUUUUCUGUGCUGCAGACUUUUGAACUAUGUCUUUUGGACAGUUUGUGUGCUCCUCUUGAAAAUAAGUAAUGUUAGCACCAGUUUACUAUAUGUUUUUUGGUUUGCUGGCUUUUGAGCUAUGUCUUUUGAACGGUUACUUUUGGGUGCAUAGUGUUGGCUCACUAUACGCUUCUGUUUCUCUUGCGCUUGUUUAUUGAGCGUAACGUUCUCAUUUCCUCCCAGGUAUAGAGCUAUGUUCUUGCGUAUAAAUUGUCUUUACCUCUAUCUACUUUUUCUUGUCUUCAGUUUGGCUGCCCGGUGCAUUAUCCUUGCCAUUUUAAUCGUCCUUGUCAUGUUUUCCGCAGAUGGCAUGUUCCAAGCUUUCUGAGAUUCACAGUGAUAGUAAUCAUGUCUCCACUUAUUUCUUAAUCUUGCCUUU
This is a messenger RNA of Aegilops tauschii subsp. strangulata, 6074 nucleotides long. RefSeq lists its product as uncharacterized. Lineage: Eukaryota; Viridiplantae; Streptophyta; Magnoliopsida; Poales; Poaceae. The record is from RefSeq and is a predicted model, not a curated record.